CCGCGACAGUCUGUGCAGGAUGCAUUUGACUGAUGGAUAAAGACUCACUCAAGUCCACUGCAGCAUUCCCAACAUCUGUCAGGGUGCACGUACUUCAUCGCAUGCAUAAUCAGUUGUUUGACGAUAACCGCCGUCAUUUUUAAUUUAUCAUGGCGGCGACAACUGCAACUGCAUUUGGCAAAUGGACUGCGGCUAAGGAUGGGUGCCGUGACGAUCUGAGGGCAGUCUAUGGCAGGUCGAAGCUCAGAGAGAUCGCUGCCACCAUUGACCCUCAGCGAGAGUCCGCGAUUCGUAUCCAGGCAUUUUAUAGGGGGUACUUGGUUCGACGUCAAAUCGAGCAUGCCAACAACGCCUGCACUCUUCUGCAGGCAUGGAUCAGGGGCUGGCUAUGCCGCUUGAGAUUUAAGAAAUUGAAGCAGAGGGCCCUCAUUGAGAAGAGACAACAUGAAAGAGCAGUGCGCCUUAAAUGGAAGGAGGCACUGUUGGAGUCCCUUAAGAGAAACUCUGCCAAGAGGGUCCAGCUGUGGGAAGAAGAGAGGCAGCAUAGAGCUGCAAUCAAAAUCCAGGCUCAUUGGAGGAGGAAGCUUGAUCAAAUGCGGCUCUCCAAAAUGCGACAGGAGAAGAAGAGGGUGAUGGGGAAUGGACAGCAGCAAAGUCAGCAUCAGCCCCAUGGCGAAGAGGGAAGCCGGAAAGGGUUGUGGCGAUCCGACGAGCAACUAUCACACUCUCUCCAAAAGCAAGGGUCAGGGGAAGAACUCUUUGAGGCGGAUCCUGAAAAACGUGCAGCUAUUGAGAAAAGAGUAGCAGAGCUGUGGAAGUUCAGAGAGGCUUCAGUUUUGACGAAAGAGGAGGAAGAAAAAAUAUCUGCUGCAUUCACUGAGGCAUUUUCAGAGCACACAAGACAGCAAAAACACUCAUUGACACUGGCUCGAUCCCUGAGGAGAGCACAGCAUCAGGCGGCUUUGGCAUAUUCAAGACUCGUGCGUGGAGGCAUCCCCCUCUUGAAGCUUCCCUUGGGAGAAUCCCAAGCAGAUAAGUAUCCGAUACCAGGGAUGGCGGAUGGGCUCUCUCAACUAAAGGUGAUGCACAAGGAGGCAGUUCAGAGUGCCAUGCUGGAGAGAACGAAAUGGUGGCGUCUUCUCAAGGUCACGCGGAUAGCAUAUGAGCAAUAUGAUGACAGCAUGCCUUCAGCUGAUGCUGCAAGACCUGCGAUGAAGACGGCAGUCAUUGAUCCAGAGAAAGAGGACAACAGAAGGAGGCUCGCUGCAAGUUGCCAAAGAACGACUUCCUCAGGCAUGUCCGGUGGCAGGGAGUCCAGCUGGCUGGCAUGCACAGCAUGUGGACUCUGAUGUGGAUCUCACGAGCACAAGCUCCCGCCCCCAGCAAGACUCUACAGAAAAC
This is a messenger RNA of Chara braunii, 1401 nucleotides long. Lineage: Eukaryota; Viridiplantae; Streptophyta; Charophyceae; Charales; Characeae. The record is from the annotation of a GenBank genome assembly.